This is a messenger RNA of Mercurialis annua (annual mercury), 983 nucleotides long. RefSeq names its product frataxin, mitochondrial. The transcript is spliced from 6 exons. Gene Ontology annotation, cellular component: mitochondrion. Gene Ontology annotation, molecular function: ferroxidase activity; iron chaperone activity; ferrous iron binding. Gene Ontology annotation, biological process: intracellular iron ion homeostasis; iron incorporation into metallo-sulfur cluster. Bases 228 to 797 code for a protein of 189 amino acids. Lineage: Eukaryota; Viridiplantae; Streptophyta; Magnoliopsida; Malpighiales; Euphorbiaceae. The record is from RefSeq and is a predicted model, not a curated record.
AACUCCGUCAUACCGUUAAAAAAGAAUAGAGUCAAAACAGGAAACAAAGUAAUCAUCCUUUUCCACUGCUCAUUCUGCCGCCGACAACACUGCCGUUGAUCCUUUUUCCCAUCUCCGCUUCCCUUGUUCCUUCUGCCCUCACUGCGGCCAGUGCUGCGUGUCCGCCGCCGCUUCCAGUGCUGCGUGCAUCCCCUGCCGCCGCUGCUAGUGGUGCAAAAUCUGAAAAAAUGGCGUUGAACUUGCGAUCUUCGAGGAGACUUUCAACAUUUCUUAAACCUCAUUUCCUAUACUCUUCAACAACUUCCUAUUCUUCAAAGUCUUACCAAUCAAGGCCUGCACUUUUGGCGCGAGUUCUCCAUUCCUACCGUUCUAGUGCUUCUUCGAGAGAUUUAUGCUUUCGUCAUUUGGAUCAUAAUGCUUAUUCUCAAGGUCCUGCUGCCAUUGAUUACAGUUCUCUUCUACAAGAAGAUGAAUUCCACAAACUUGCUGAUUCCACAAUCCAUGACCUUCAAGAGAAAUUCGAGGAAUAUGGAGAUAGUGUCCAAGUUGAUGGAUUCGACAUAGAUUAUGGGAAUGAGGUGUUGACUCUUAAGCUCGGAGAUUUAGGCACCUAUGUGCUGAACAAGCAAACACCCAAUAGACAACUUUGGUUGUCUUCUCCAGUGAGCGGUCCGUCCAGAUUCGAUUGGGAUCGGAAUGCUAAAGCUUGGAUUUACAGGCGGACGAAAGCAAAACUGUUGAAUGUUUUUGAAAGUGAAUUGGAGCAACUAUGCGGUGAACCUAUCAAACUUGCAUAGUUAUAGCAAAUCCUCUGAUCCAUUCUGUGUUUUUUUUCUUGUACAUUUUUACUAAAUUACUAUUCUCUAGGUUUUCUUGUUUGAUUUAGCAUCUUUACAUAAAGCUGAAAGCAAAUGAAUAUCAAGUUCCAUAUCAUAUACAUGAAUAUGUACAUCUCAUUGAAGUUUUGAUUAUCUUGUUUUUUA